This is a messenger RNA of Colletotrichum destructivum, 1848 nucleotides long. Its product is annotated as Putative cytochrome P450. The record is from RefSeq and is a predicted model, not a curated record. Gene Ontology annotation, molecular function: monooxygenase activity; oxidoreductase activity, acting on paired donors, with incorporation or reduction of molecular oxygen; iron ion binding. Lineage: Eukaryota; Fungi; Ascomycota; Sordariomycetes; Glomerellales; Glomerellaceae. Bases 1 to 1848 code for a protein of 615 amino acids. The transcript is spliced from 5 exons.
AUGGCCAUAGGCGUGGCUAUUCUCGCCUUCAUCCUCUUCUGCGCAUGGCGGCUGUAUGCCGCCAUCCAGCUCAAGAAGAAGCUUCCCGAGGGCGCGAAGCCUCUUCCAGGACCCAAAGGUCUACCUCUCAUCGGACGUGUUCAUGAUGUACCGGCAGAGGCGGCAUGGCUCAAGUUCUACGAGUGGAGCAAGGAGUAUGGCCCCAUCUACCAGCAAGAGAUGUUCGGAUCCGUCCACGUCUGGAUCUCCUCGGAGCAGGUCGCCCAUGACCUCCUGGGCCGCCGCAACGUCAUCUACUCUGACCGGCCCAUGAUCCCCAACCUCCCGGACAACCGAACGAGCGGCGAUUACCUUGCCCUCCUCGGCAGGACAGAAACAUGGAAGCGCCAGCGCAAGCUCUGCCACCACCUCAUGAACCAGAGUGACAAGCAGGAGCUCCACGACUACCCGACCCGCGAGCGCGAUCGUUUCCUUUGGCUCCUCUCCCAGAAGCCCGGCGAAUACCGCGAGUACAUUGAGCAGUUCACAAGCCGGACCGUCAGCCGUCUCUCCUGGGGCACCGCCCACCCGGCCCGCGUGCUGCGCAAGACGACGUUUGGCCUGCUCGAGACCAUCUCGCCCGCCGGCGCCCUGCCCAACGUCAUCUCGUUCCUCAUGCACGUCCCGGCCGUCCUGUCGCCGUGGAAGAAGAAGGAGAGGAAGCGCCACGAGCUCGAGUCGAGGCAGUUCACGAGCAACGUCGACUUCGUCAAGGACCAGAUCUCGCAGGGCACCGCGCAGCCGAGCUUCAUCGGCACCUUCAUCAACGAGGGCCUCGGCAACGAGAAGGGCAAAUGGGGCGAUCUGCAGGAGGCCCAGAACGUCGUCGGCCUCAUGGCCAUCGCCGGCGCCCUGACCAUCGGCAGCCCCAUCCAGAGCUUCCUCCUCGCCAUGCUGCACUACCCAGAGUGGCAGGCCCGCCUGCAGAAUGAAAUUGACGAGGUCUGCGGGGGCAAAUGCCCGAUGUGGACGGACCGUGAGAAGCUGCCCUUGUUGAGGGCUGUCGUCAAGGAGGUUAUCCGCUGGAGGCCCCCUGUUCCUACGGGUAUCCCCCACGCUGUCGAGAAGGAUGACGUCUACAACGGCUACUUCAUCCCUGCUGGCGCCACGAUCCAUGCCCUUGAGUGGGGUAUCACCCGUGACGAGUCCAUCUACCCGGACCCCGAAUCCUUCAACCCGGACCGCUGGCUUCAACCCGAGUACCCGACGUACAAAGAGCCCCUCACGCGCUUCCCCAACCUCGACGGCUUCAGCCAGUUCGGCUUCGGACGCCGGACGUGCCAGGGUGUGCCCAUCGUCGACCAGGACCUCUUUCUGACCAUGGGCGGCAUGGCCUGGGCCUUCAACAUCCAGCGCAAGCGCAACGCCGACGGCACCGAGGUGCCGGUGCACUGGAACGACUACACGCCGCUGCUGAUCGCCAAGCCGGCGCCCUUCGAGUUCGACGCCGUCGUGCGCACGCCCGAGAAGGGUGAGCUGAUGCGGUCCAUGUUCGAGGCGGCCAAGGAGGAGGAGGAGCACGAGGAGAUGAUGAUGAAGAUGGGCAUGCCCGACGUCGACCCGGUGGAUGCCAAGAAGCAGAGCGCCGCGCCCAUGUCGACCAAGCCGCCGCCGUCGUCUCUGACGAUGAACCUUCGCCAGAGGAAGGAGGAGGGCGAGCACGAGAAGAAAUACCGCGAGCACGAGCGCGACAUCCCCGGGUGCCCCGGCCGGUGGGCGACGGAGAGCGACAUCGACUCGGGAAACGAGAAGGGCUACGUCGAUGAUGACAGCUGCUCCGGGCGUUCGUCGCCGACGACGCUUUCAUAG